UUGACCGAUGCCCUCCGAUUUUUGCACAGUACUCAAGAAAUGAUGCAUUGUAAUGUCAAUCCGGGUGCAGUUCUCCUGGCUGGGGAAGGCAAAUGGAAACUGGGUGGUUUAAAUUUCAUGGAAAAAGUGAUUGAUACCACCAAAGCUUCUCCAAAGUUUACUGGUUACUCGGCAAAAUUUCCCAAAGCUGCUCAGCCCAAUCUCGACUUUAUUGCCCCAGAGGCACAAAUGCAUAAUUCAAUGUCCCCACUGGCCGAUAUGUUCUCCCUCGGAAUGGUUCUCUGCGCAAUUUACAAUGAAGGACAUUCUCUCAUUGAAUCCGACUUUAAUCCAACAGUUUACGCAAAGCGGAUUUCUGAACUCAAAAUUUUCAACGAACCUACUGUGCUGUCUUACGAAGGACUACUCUCCCUUGAAAGUCGGUCAAUCAACCAAAAGAAAGAAUUUUUCAAUCGCUUUGCAAAAGUUGUUCCGGAAUACGAUCCGGUCUUGCGAUACAAACGUAUUUUGCCAUUGCUUCUAAAUUGGUAUGAAAAGUCAACAGAGUUGUCUCCAUUUGUACUUCCAUCCCUGCUAACCAUGAUUCACGUGGCGGAGAACGAUGACUUCGAAGCUUACCUCAGGGAGCCAUUAAUGAAAAUUAUGACACAAAGAAAAACGUUACAGUUAAAGCUAUGCGUUCUUGAGUGCAUCGAACGACUUCUACCUUCACUGAGCAGUCCAGGCGUUGCUCAAGAAAUUGUUGCGUUCCUCAGUACUGUGCGCACAACAGAUUCAUCAAUGCUGAGUUGUAUUUUGGCAAUCAACAGACACCUGCUGUCUGAACGAAAAUUUGGCAUAACUUGUUCAACAAUUGCUGGCAAGCUUCUCCCUCCUCUUCUGGAUGCUCUUACUUCUCCGUUGCUGGGUCUGAAUGACUUUCGUCUUUUGAUGGAUGUUCUGCGCUUUAUGUUGGACACAAUCGAUCGACAACGAACCUGUGAACUCAUCUUGCGCGAACGAAAGUCUCAAGGUGGCAGCUGCAGCAACAUCAGUUCCUCAUACUACUUACUGCGGAAGCGGAAUAUGUGUUAUAUUACCCAUUUCCAGUUUUUUUCAUUAUCCUGCUUUUAUAGCACCCCUACAGGCCUGGGACGUAACUUGCCUUUGAUUUCUAUGCAAAAACCAACGGUGGACGCUGAUUUCAUGGGCUCAGACAUAGAUGAUGCAAGAUUUUCCAGAACAAGUCUAUCC
Opisthorchis viverrini is the source of this 1233-nucleotide messenger RNA. RefSeq lists its product as hypothetical. Lineage: Eukaryota; Metazoa; Platyhelminthes; Trematoda; Opisthorchiida; Opisthorchiidae. The record is from RefSeq and is a predicted model, not a curated record. The transcript is spliced from 8 exons. Gene Ontology annotation, molecular function: protein kinase activity; ATP binding. The annotation marks the transcript as partial. Gene Ontology annotation, biological process: protein phosphorylation.